Messenger RNA from Acanthosepion pharaonis, 1551 nucleotides. The record is from the annotation of a GenBank genome assembly. NCBI's taxonomy places the organism in Eukaryota, Metazoa, Mollusca, Cephalopoda, Sepiida, Sepiidae.
AUGUGUCAUGAAUUCUAUCUAUCUAUCUAUCUAUCUAUCUAUCUAUCUAUCUAUCUAUCUAUCUAUCUAUCUAUCUAUCACAAAUUUGUUCAUUAUCUAUCUAUUUAUCUAUCUAUCUAUCUAUCUAUAGAGAGAAAGAUAUUCUGUUCAAUUAAAUCUAUCUAUCUAUCUAUCUAUCUAUCUAUCUAUCUAUCUAUCUAUCUAAGUCUGUUCAAUUUAAUCUAUCAUUCUCAGUCUGUUCAAUUCAAUUCAAUCUAUCUAUCUAUCUAUCUAUCUAUCUAUCUAUCUAUCUAUCUAUCUAUCUAUCUAUCUAUCUAUCUCAGUCUGUUCAAUUUAAUCUAUCAUUCUCAGUCUGUUCAAUUCAAUUCAAUCUAUCUAUCUAUCUAUCUAUCUCAGUCUGUUCAAUUUAAUCUAUCAUUCUCAGUCUGUUCAAUUCAAUUCAAUCUAUCUAUCUAUCUAUCUAUCUAUCUAUCUAUCUAUCUAUCUAUCUGGGAAUAUAUGCCUACUGUAGGGAAAAUUAUGUCCUUGAUUAGAGAAUCGGUCCAUUCCUUAACUUCUUCUUCUUCUUCUUCUUCUUUCUUCUUCUUCUUCUUCUUCUUCUUCUUCCAUUUCUUCCAUAAGAGUGAUCUAUCUACCUUCAUAUCUAUUUAUGCCAGUCUGUUUAAAUCUAUCUAUCUAUCUAUCUAUCUAUCUAUCUAUCUAUCUAUCUAUCUAUCUAAGCCAGUCUGUUCAUAUUUCUCUAUCCAUAUCAGUCUAUUCAUAUCUAUCUAUCUAUCUCUAUCUAAUCUAUCUAUCUAUCAAGUCUGUUCAUAUCUCUCUAUCCAUGUCAGUUUCAUAUCUCUCUAUGUCAGUCUGUUCAUCUCUCAGUCUAUCUAUCUAUCUAUCUAUCUAUCUAUCUAUCUAUCUAUCUAUCUAUCUAUCUAUCUAUCUAUCUAUCUAAGCCAGUCUGUUCAUAUGUCUCUAUCAUGUCAGUAUCUAUCUAUCUAUCUAUCUAAGCCAGUCUGUUCAUAUUUCUCUAUCCAUAUCAGUCUAUUCAUAUCUAUCUAUCUAUCUAUCUAUCUAUCUAUCUAUCUAUCUAAGCCAGUCUGUUCAUAUCUCUCUGUCCAUGUCAGUCUAUUCAUAUCUAUCUAUCUAUCUAUCUAUCUAUCUAUCUAUCUAUCUAUCUAUCUAUCUCGGUGUUUGAUCCAUUCUUUUAACACUCCAACUCUGCUGGGUGUCAUUUUCCUGUACUUUGCUGUUGGUUAUCUAAGAAACUCCGUUGCCCUACAUUAUCUGCAGAAACAUUCUACUAACUUAUUCUGUCUGUCUGUCCGUUGGCUAUCUAUCUAUCUAUCUAUCUAUCUAUCUAUCUAUCUAUCUAUCUAUCUAUCUAUCUAUCUAUCUAUCUCAGUCUGUUCAUUAUCUAUCUAUCUAUCUAUCUAUCUAUCUAUCUAUCUAUCUAUCUAUCUAUCUAUCUAUCUCAGUCUGUUCAUUAUCUAUCUGCAUGUUUCAUUAUCUAUCUAUCUAUCUAUCUAUCUAUCUAUCUAUCUAUCUAUCUAUCUAUCUAUCUAG